UGACAAGCAAGCAAGCAGGAAAAAAAAAAUCUACUGUCUUGUCUAUGUUAGUUUUAAAAUAAAGAUGGAAGUUGAGAGUACGGAAGCCGGUGUGAAAAAUCAUUUACACGAUGUUUUAUCAGAAGCAGAAUAUUCUAGCGUACCUAAUCCUAUUGCGGAGAAGAUCAACACGUACAUUGAUAAAAAGUUUGAAGAAUAUUUAACAUCUAAGGCUCUACAUGAAACCAGUAAAUCCCAAAUAGGUGACAAAAUCGCUACUUCUGAAGCCACGAUUCUUGAGCUAACUGUAAAAUAUGAAGAAUCCGCGAAAAAAUUACUGACUGCAGAAGAAACAAUCGCAGAACUAGGAAAACAGGUAGAGACUCUGAAUUCAGAACUCGAAAAAGCUCGCGAUAAAAUCACAUGCUUAGAAAAUGAAAUUGUUUCUCUUAAAAGUUCCCGAGAUGCAGCAGUGGAUGAGAGAAACGACCUGACUCGUAUUUUACAACGACGAGAUGUCGAAAUAGAGCGAUUAACGGCUAGCGAAGAAUCGAAUUCGCAACAGUUACGUGCUGCUAUAAAUGCAAAGUGUGAAGCUUUGGCGUUAAAUGAUGAAAUCCAGAGCAAAGAACUUUCACUUCAGUACCGUGAAAAAAGAAUAGAGCAAGAAAGAGUUUUGCUGAAUUCUCAAAUUGCUGGUCUUACUGAGGAAGUGAACAGACUGACUUCAGAAUUACAAACUGUGCGUUUGAAUAACACAAGCAGACUAGUGAAUUUGGAAACUCAAUUAGCUGAAAAGCUUGAAGAACUAAGUGCAGCAAAUGAUACAAUUGUUCAACUAAAUGAAGUCAAGAAAAAUCUUAAUAAUCGCGCUGAGAGUCUAACACAACGUUUAAUGGAACAGAGAGAAAUUGAAAAUAAAAUGACUGAUAAUUACAAAAAAGAAUUAGAUGCGAAAACUAAAUUAGCUGAUUUAUUCAAAACUAUGCAUGAUGACGCAGAGGCAAAAACUAUGGAACUAACAGAAGGUAUAGCAGAACUACAACGAUUAUUAAAUGAAGCAACUGAAAAAUAUGGGGACUUAGAAACUAAAUAUAAACAGGCAGAUUUAGAUCAUGAAGAAUUAAUGGAAAAGAAAAAUGAAGUAAUUUCAUCUCUUAAAAAUGAGCUGGAACAUGCAAAUGAUUUAUUGAAAGCCGCCAAUGCCCAAAAUUUGGAUAUGGCUCUAAGUGAUUUAGCUCCAUCUGCAGCCACAGCCAGUAAACUAUUAAAGUCAGGCAUGUCUCUGACACAGAUCUAUUCACAAUUAGUUAAAGUUACUGAUGAAUUAGCUCAAGAAAAAGAAGAGAACAGACGCUUGAACAUAACCAUUAAUACUAUUGUGCAAGAAUUAGAAGAAAAAGCGCCAAUGUUACAAAAGCAGAAAGCAGAAUAUGAGGAAGCAGUUGAAAGCAAUACAGCGUUGACUCAACAAAUCGAUUCUCUUUUGAUGGAAUGUAAUAGAUUAAGGGAUGAUUAUGGUGAAACAUCUAAAAUAGCCAAUCAUUACAACAGAGAAAAUGCAAAGUUGAAGGGAGAAUUAGCUGACUUGGGUAGACAAGUUUGUUUCUUGCUAAAAGAAAUAGAACAUACUCGUGGGGGUCUUUUGCCUAAUGGUGAUCAUGAUUCAUCUCAUGCUGCAUCAAAUACUACAAAUUCUUCUGAUUUAAGUUCAUCGCGAAUCAUUUCUAAGACGUUAGUAACCUUCAGUGACAUUCAAGAAUUACAAUCAAAUAAUCAAAAACUAUUGAGAAUGGUUCGUGACCUUACUGAAAAACAAGAAGAGUUUGAGCGCCAUAAAGAUCAAUUUGAAAGCGGAGAAAUGCAAACUAAAAUAGAAACUUUAAAAAAUAGGGUUACAGAAUUGACAGAAGCUCAGGAGAGGCAAACCAAAAUGGUUAACGGACUAAUUAGGCAACGAGAUAUGUUUAAAAAACUGUAUCAUGACCUCAUGAAAGGAAAACGUCACGAAAUGUCUUCUGUUUUAGAAAUUUCAGAUUUAGAAAAAGACUCUUUUGCAAUGGAAACAUCUUCCGAAAAAACUUCUAAAGCUGUCGAUGUUGAUACAUCUGGAUUUGAAAUAAAGUAUAAAGAGACAGAAAAACAUUUAGAAUUAUUGAAAGAAGAAUAUAAAACAUACAAAGAAGAAAAAGUAACUAAUGAACGGAUGCUAUUUGAACAAAUAGAUAAUAUGAGACAAGAAAUAUCAAAGCUUACAGCAGCUAAUAGUAAAUGUUCUUCUACUUCAGAAUAUAAUAAUGAACGACUUAAAAUUUUACAAACAAAUAUCACAACAUAUAAAAAGCAAAUAUCAUCCCUAGAAGAAAAAAAUAAAGCAUAUAAUGCAACUAUUGCGAAACAUGAAGUUUCAUUACAACAUUUCAGAGAUGAGGCUUUAAAUGCUCAAAGCAAACUCGCCGCUACUGAAAUCCAACUCGAGAAUUUAAAAUUGGAAUGCAAAUUACUGAAGGACGCCGAAGUACGUCUACAGACUGAAAAAGAACUUCUAAACCGGGAACGGCAAGGUCAGUCAUUGCUGUUGAAAAACUUAGAAUUGAUCAAAGCCAGCUUGGAACGGGUAGAAGCUGAAAAUCGUGCCAAACUAGAGUCUAGAUUAGACGAAGCUACAAGGGAGUGCUCUGCUUUAAGAAGAAGGUUACAAGAAGAACAAGAUCGCUUUAGAGAAUUAGCAGCACACCUGGAGCGACAAACUGAGACAGCGAAGUCUCGCAUGCAAGAAGAAAAAGAUGCUGCAGAUUUAAUGAGGAAGGAAAUUACCCAACUACGUCAAGAUUUAAUAGAUAAAAACAAGUCAAGUGAAGAAAUUGCAAAAAAACUGAAAUCGGCACUUGCACCUAAUACUGAUGGAUCUCUCGAUACCAUUAAAAAAAUAAAAGAACUUGAGAGUAAAUUAGUUGAUCGCGAUAGUGAAAUAAAAUCACUUCAAGAGCAGUUGAGUAUUGCAAAAGAACACAUAAAACAAUAUUGCGAUAUUUCUGAAGGAGCUGAAAAAGAAUUGAAAACUCUAAAUGAUGAGUAUGAAAAGUACAAGUCUGAAACAGAAUCUAAAUUAUCAAAUUAUGCUCAAAACCUCCAGAAGCUUGAAGAAAAAUGCGCGGAAUUGGAAGCAGAACUAUCUCUUCAUUCCAAUGGUGAACAUUCGGCCAGUAAUAAUGCAUUGUGUAAUGACCUUGCUAAUACUAAAGAAGAACUACAAACAGUAUUAUCAAAUUAUGAUAUUUGUAAAUCUGAAUUAGAAGCUGCACGUUCUGAAAUCACAAAUCUGUCAGAAGCAUAUCAGAAAGCUGAAGAAAAAUAUACUCAUGAAAUGAUAUUACAUUCUACUGAUGUACAAACUCUUUCAAAAGUAAAAGAAGAAUUAUCAAUAGCUCAAAAUCAAAUAAAUGAAUUGUUAGCUCUUAAGAAUAACGCCUUUGAAACGCUUGAAGCUGAAAAAGCAUGUUGGUUGGAAAGACAAAAAAUAUUAAUGAGUGAAAACGAACAAUUGACACAACGUUUGAAAGAUUUGAAUGAUCAAAAUUCAUUGUUGCAUGACCAAAUUCAAGCUUUAGGUACGCAGCUAUCAGUAUCGCAUGCAUCGAGAUCACAUUCUGAAAGCAUGAAUGAAUCUGCAAAUGAAUCUGUCAAUAUUUCCCUCAGUGAAGAUGACGGGAAAUCUUCAGAACAAUUAUUCCAAAUUGUUAAAUUUUUGAGAAAAGAGAAAGACAUUGCUAUGGCUAAAUUCGACAUUUUACAAGCUGAAACGAUGCGACUUAAAUCACAACUGGAGAUAACAGAAAAACAGCUUGAUGAUACUAAAUUAUCUUUAGCAGCUGAAAGAGAAAGAUCGGAAGUAACCAUGGUAACAGUUGGCAGACAAUCAGAUAUUUUGAGAAAAGUUGAAACAUUAAAUGCGCUUACAGAUAGUAACAGAAUUUUGAGAGAAGAACGUGACAAUUUGACAGCUCGCGUGGAAGAAUUAACUACUGGUAUGAAAGCUUUGGAGGAUCAGAUAGCUCCUAUGCAUGAAAAGUUAACAGACCUUUCGUCUAAAAAUGAGACAUACCUAUCCGAAAAUACUUCUCUAAAGGCUGAUUGUGCCAGAUGGAGAACUAGAGUAAAUGCACUUGUGGAAAGGGCAAAUAAAACAAGCCCAGAAGAUUGGAAGCGCUUACAAAAUGAAAGAGAAACACUAGCUAAAAUGCUCACAAACGAAAAGGAAAACGUCAGAAAAUUAAAUGAGGAGCUUAGUGCUAUAAAAUUAGAGAAAUCUAAAAUAGAAGAACAAUAUACAUUGUUAUCCAGACAACAAAAUACAUUGGUAGAAGAGAACAAAAAGCUGAAUGAAGAUUUGCAAACCCUUAAAGAGGAUCUGUCACGUUUGACUGAAGAAUUAACAAAGAUUAAACAAGAACUUUCUUCAUGUAAUGAAUCAAAUGCUAAAUUAUCAGAGGAAAUAACCAGUAAAGAUGCUUCUUUAAAUGAUAUCAGGAACAAAGAAAUGCAAAUUCGGAAAAUUGCUAAAAAGUAUAAAGGACAGUAUGAAGAUUUGGUAAAGACUGUGGAAGAAGAUAAAAAGAAAUCUGAAGGUGAAGCUGUUGCUGCCGAUACAGCACUAGCAGAAAGUACAAAGAAAUUAGAAGAGCAGCUUAAUAACUUGCAGUCGCAAUUGGAAACUGAAAAAACUAGUAAUGAAAAGUUGAAGCAAGAUUUAGAAAGUCUACGAACUACCAAUCUAGACAAAGAAGAGAAAGCAAAACAAGUAUUGAAACAAGCUAAGAGUAAGAUAGUUCAAUUAACAGAAUUAAAAAAUACUUUAACUAGGGAACUCGACGAAACGAGAAAUAAAAUAGGAACUAUAGAACAAGUAGCACAGAGCACGCGUGAUGAACAAGAUGUGCGAUUAGCUCUUAUUAAAUCGCAAUACGAAGGACGUUUAUCUCGAUUGGAAAAAGAAAGAGGCGAGGCACAGGAGAGAGUUAACUUGUUACAGAGACAACUUGCAGCCAGUCAGGCGUCAGCAUCAAAACAACAGGUGACUGCUGAAAAGACGACCACUGAUCCGCCCACAGCCAACAUUAAACCAAUGGCCGGCGUUGCACAACAAAGCGUGUCAGGAAGUCGACGCGGCGGUGAGACUCCAUUGGCUUCAAUCCGCCCGAUGGCCCAGGUCGGGCCUACAGCACCGCACGACGCGCACACCACAGAGUACAUGCCUGCGUCUUCCUCGCGCCCGCUGCCACGCGCCGCCCUUGCUGCCUCCACCGCGCCGCCUGAAUCUACCCAGGAUAUGGAGACAAGCGAAGCCGGUAUGGGUAGUUCAGGAGCCAGUGACAGCAGCACCCAGCCGUCGUCAAUUUCACAAGCGCCACAACAGGCCGUGGCACUUGUGAUGCCCCGCAUAGAGCAGCCGAGCGGUACCAGUUCUGCCAGUGCGGCCACCGUGUCCGCAGCAAGUUCCGUCGCCACCAGCGUCACUAGCAUCGCCGCGCCCGCCACUCCCGCUCCAGCACCCACUGGUACAGCGAACGUGAACCAAACAUCAGCCAGCGUAGCGCAGUCGUCCGGUGGCGUGAGCACUUCUCACGCUCCUCCUGGAGUUAGCACUUCUCAUGCCCCGCCUGGAGUUAGCACUUCUCACGCGCCACCUGGAGUUAGCACUUCACAAACACCGCCCGGUGUCAGCACUUCGCAUGCGCCGCCCGGAGUCAGUACAUCCCAGCCGCCAUCAGACGCUCGCCCUCCCAAGAGACGUCUGCAGUCUCGGCCCGUCACUGCAAAAAGGACACGCGUACAGGGAUUUGGGAGAUCUGAAGUAGAAGUAGAGUACCAAGUUCCGACGUCGUCUCAUAUCGACCAGGAUGACGAGGGAGUCAUAGUCGUCGAUUCGGAGGAGGACGAUGAGAGAUGUACGGGAACAAUGUACAGGGAGGGUGAAGACGAAGAAGAUAUGGAGGAAGAACAGGAAGUCGAGGGAGGCGAAGAGGAAGAAGAAGGCGAGGGUGAAGAUAGUGAAAAUGCCACACGACAGGAAUCGCCUGUACAGUCGCCAGAAGCCGGCGAGGAGGGCGAAGAGAGCGAGCCCGGGGACAGCGGCGAAGGCGCGGCGCACGAACCGGACAGCGAACCUGCGCCCGCGCACCAACAGAUAGAGGCCAUCAGCAGCGGCACCGAGCCGAGCGGUGCUUUAUCGAUUGGUGGCAAUGGCGCGGACGAUGGCGACGACAGUAUAGUCCCUUCCACUCCUACGCUCUACGUCCCGAGGAGGAACGACGGGUUCGGGGAAGCAGUGGUUUCACCGGUGGGCGGAAGUUCCGGCGCUCGUUUCACAUUCGCUGAGGCGGGCGCUCCGCCGGGCGCCGCCUCCCACCACGACACGCACCCUGACCUGGCCGCCGCACUGCCGCCCGCGCCUGCGCACGCCGUCACCGACUCCCGAGCGGAAGGUGGGGAAACUAGAGACUGGGAAGAGUCACGGGGUGAGGAAGAAACUACUGCAGUUAGCUCACAAGGCAGUGAGCCAUCUUCACCGCACCAGAUGGCUGAGGAGGGUCGCGAGGCAGAGGCCAGCGCCCCGGUGGCGGCGCCUCGCCGCGCCCCGCCCGCGCCCUCGCCGCACCAGCGGUGGAUGCGCGCCGCAGACAGCGAAAGCGGCGCGCGAGGCCGCGGCAUGCGAUCUCGAGGGCGACCUUCACGAAGAUCACAUAAUUAUAUGAGGUUCUAAGUCUAAGUUCUUUUAUUUCCUAUUUAGUGUUAUAAUAAAUUUCCAUUUUCAUAAAUAAGUAUAAAUCUAGUUGAUCAUUUUCUAGAAACGUAAUGUCUAGAGAUUUAUAUUAUAAGAUACCUAUUAUUAUGCGACAAUCUUCUGUAAUGACUUUGUGAAUUUCUAUUUUAUAUUUUGUUAUUAAAGUGUCAAGAAAAUGUGUAUGCUUUUAAUGACUAUGUUAAACCAGUUGUCAUAAAGUAGGUCAAGAAACAUAAAAAGUAUUUUAUCAUUAUGGAUUAUCAAGUCUCAAUAAUUUAGUAUUUAAGGUGAACAUUUCCAUAUUAGUAAUUAUAUCUUACAUAGACAUUAAUAAAGUUGCUAAAGCUCGGAA
This is a messenger RNA of Chilo suppressalis (striped riceborer), 7115 nucleotides long. Lineage: Eukaryota; Metazoa; Arthropoda; Insecta; Lepidoptera; Crambidae. The record is from the annotation of a GenBank genome assembly.